UAAUUAGUUUGUACAGAAACUGUUCUACGUCAGCAAUCAAUUUUGAGUCGGUUUGACAAUCGUUGUUAACAACGCCGCUAAGCAUUGGUAUCAUCGAACAGGGAAAAUUAAUAACUCGCAUAAUCGCCACCACCUUCUCCUCGAUUUCUUUGUCUCUCCAUUCUCUCUCUCUUCUCCUCCACACCCGGUGAUCUCUAUUGCAAAUCUGAAAACAUGACUGCACUAUCAAACUCCCUUGUUUUACCCAGGAACAAACCAAAUCAUUUAUCCUCAGAUUUGAAAUCGCUUGAUCAGAGUACCAAAUUGUUGUUUGGACAAACCCAUGUGAGUAAAGUACAAUUACACACAUCUAAAAGAACACUCUCCAUUCAAGCAAGAUAUAGUGAUGAUGGAAGAUCCAACAAUGGGAAUGCCUUUGUUGGUGGCUUUGUUCUUGGUGGAUUAAUUAUUGGCACACUUGGUUGUGUAUAUGCACCUCAGAUAAGCAAGGCGUUAUCUGUAGCUGGAACUGACAAAAAGGAGUUGCUGAAGAAGCUCCCUACAUUCAUUUAUGAUGAAGAAAAAGCUUUGGAGAAAACACGGAAAAAGCUAACAGAGAAGAUAGCACAGCUGAAUGAUGCCAUUGAUGAUGUAUCUUCGCAAUUGAAAUCAGACGAUGAGGAGUCAAUUGGAAAUGGUGCUGUUGUUCCUGAAAAGACUCAAUCUGUUGCUUGAGUAUACUAUUUUUGUGUUUUUGUCUUCUUCACAGAUGUUUGAUGCUUAUUUUAAGAAAUAAUAGUGGACGUAUGUUAUUGGGUAUAAAAGAUAUAACUGGAUAUAUAAAUUUGUGGAUGCAAAUGUUGCUUUGAUCAUCUCGUAAUACAUUAUACAUGUAAUGUUUUGGGUG
Molecule: messenger RNA, 886 nt
Organism: Lactuca virosa
Lineage: Eukaryota; Viridiplantae; Streptophyta; Magnoliopsida; Asterales; Asteraceae
Source: the annotation of a GenBank genome assembly